Messenger RNA from Ictalurus punctatus (channel catfish), 4126 nucleotides. It is a transcript of the gene zer1, whose product is annotated as zyg-11 related, cell cycle regulator. Gene Ontology annotation, molecular function: protein binding. The record is from RefSeq and is a predicted model, not a curated record. The transcript has 17 exons. Lineage: Eukaryota; Metazoa; Chordata; Actinopteri; Siluriformes; Ictaluridae. Gene Ontology annotation, cellular component: Cul2-RING ubiquitin ligase complex. The coding region runs from base 285 to 2591 and encodes 768 amino acids.
UAUAUAAUAACCCGGAAGUUGAAGGUUGUUUUGUUGACAUCCGGACGAGCGACGUAAAAAGAGAAAGAAAACAAUCACCUAAUGAGCAAGAAUUAUUCAGCAGAGUAAAUUAACAGACGCUAAAUUACCGCGGACGAGAUUACAAUUAAAGCCAGAUUCUGAAGUGCCAAAGUUGCAGGUCGUGUACAGGCAUUGAGCCCUGUGAUGCCCGAGAUCUGAGCGUGCCGCUGUCUCUCCUCCGUUGCCGUGGUGCUUGACCUUGCACUCCGAAAGGGCGUGUCGCCAUGGCAACCAAAGCGGGGGACGACCCGGAGAGCCUCAUGUCUCUGUGCACCGUGUUCUGUCUGAAGAACCUCAGAAGAACCAUGUGCUACACGGGCGAGAGGAACAAACUGUGCCUGCGUCCCGACGUCUUCUUACCCAGCGAGAUCUGCGACAAGCUCGUUAAUGUGUACAUGGAGCUGGUGCACACAGACAGCGAGUUUGAGCCUCAGGACGGUUUCUUUCAGCUCUUCUGCGACCCGCACAGCACCCGACUGAACCGACUGCACCUCAGAGAGGACGUCGUACGAGACCAAGACCUCAAGGCCAUCGGAAAACAGGAUCUGAUGGAGCUCCACCUGACGUGCUGUAAUCACCUGAGCAUCCGAAGCCUCCGCAGGCUGCGCAACUUCCGCCACACGCUUGUUUCCCUCAGCCUCUUCGGCUGCUCCAAAAUCUUCUCCCGCAAGUCCUCUGCCGAGGACGAUGACGAUGACGAGGAGGAGGAUGAUGAAGAGUUCUGCGACGGCACUGACUUCUCGUUCCAGGGCUUCAGAAGGCUGUGCAUGUUGAACAUUGGCAGUUUGCCAGAGGACGUGGACCCUGAAGCGCUGCUAAAGCCACUGAACACUCUCAGAGCGCUGGACUUGUCCUCCACGUGCCUGCCCCGCCCCACCUUCCUGGCGCAGUGGAGAGACCAGCUGGCCUCGCUCGUGCUCUACAACGUGGACCUGAACGAGGAGCUCAUCGCCACCAUCCUGCACAUGAGCCGACUCAGACACUUAGAUAUCUCACGCGAAGGUCAGCGUUCCUCCAAGGUCAAGCUGACGAGGAAGAUCCUGACGAACAUCAUACAGAGUUUAGGGAACCUCGUCUCGCUGGACAUUUCAGGACACAUCAUGCUUGACAACUGCACCAUGCCGUACAUUGAGGAGGCCAUGGGACCACCCAGCAUCGAACCCUGUAAGAGCAGUAUCUAUCCGUUCCAGGGGUUGAAGAGGCCUCUGCAGUUUUUGGGUCUUUAUAACACUACACUGUGUAACGUCACGCACAUCCCUGCCUUUAAGGUAACAGGCUCCAAGAACGAAGAGCAGGUGCUGAAUGCUAUCGAAGCUUACACUGAAUAUCGUCCUGAACUCGCACACAGAGCCAUCAACCAGCUGUUCGACUUCGUCCGGAUACAGCACUGCAACAACCUGGUCCGAGCAGUGCAGUUGGUGAUAGCAGCUCUGAAGUGUCAUAAGUAUGAUAAGAGUAUCCAGGUGACGGGCAGCGCCGCUCUCUUCUACCUGACCAAUACAGAGUACCGCAAUUAUCAGAGUGUGAAGAUGCGCAGGCAGGUCAUUGAGGUUGUACUCAACGGCAUGGAGCACUACCAGGAAGUCACGGUUCAGAGGAACUGCUGUCUGACUCUGUGUAACUUCAAUAUUCCUGAUGAGUUGGAGUUUCAGUAUCGCCGCGUCAACCUGCUGCUGUUGAAGAUCCUGGAGCCGGCGCGUCAGGAUGAGUCCAUCCAGCGCAUCGCCGUGCACCUGUGCAACGCCCUCGUCUGCCAGGUGGACAAUGACCACAAAGAGGCCGUCGGCAAGAUGGGCUUCGUUAAGACCAUGUUGAAUUUAAUACAGAAGAAGCUGCACGACAGACUGUGUGAUCAGGUGAUGGAGUUCUCAUGGAGUGCGUUGUGGAACAUCACAGAUGAAACGCCAGAUAACUGCCAGAUGUUCCUCAACUGCAGCGGCAUGAACCUGUUCCUGGAUUGCUUAAAGGAGUUUCCGGAUAAACAGGAGUUGCACCGUAACAUGCUGGGGCUGCUGGGUAAUGUGGCAGAGGUGAAGGAGCUCAGACCUCAGCUUCUUACCAGCCAGUUCGUCACUGUCUUCAGUAACCUGUUGGGGAGCAAGGCGGAUGGGAUCGAGGUGUCGUAUAACGCCUGCGGGGUUCUAUCCCACAUCAUGUUUGACGGGCCUGAUGUGUGGACUGUGGAGAACCCUAACAGAGAGAUGGUCAUGGACAAAAUGUGGGACGCCAUCCAGAGCUGGGAUGUGACCUCGCGUCGCAACAUCAACUACAGGUCCUUCGAGCCUAUUUUGCGUCUCCUCCCUCAGAGUAUAUCACCUGUCAGUCAGCACUGGGCCACCUGGGCUCUUUACAACCUGGUCUCUGUGUACCCGAACAAAUACUGUCCAUUAUUAGUUAAGGAAGGAGGCAUUGCUUUGUUGAAGAUAGUUCUCGAGCUGGAGUCUUCUCACCAGGAGACAAAGACCAUGGCACGCAAGGUGAUGGAGCAUUGUGAGAAUUUUAAGGAGGAUCCGAUGGACACCAGCAGGUAAAUGAUGAAGAGCAGGAGAUCUUACAUCAGCGUCCGUUCCUCCUUAAAACACGCCUGGACUGCUAGGCUAAACGAAGCUAAGGAAGCUAGCUCACCCUGCCCUGCCCCACCUGUUCCAUGCCAUUCAGGAUUUUUCAGUCUCCUCUCUCCUGUAUGCUUGUGUGUGUGUCUGUGUGUUGGACACUCGCCCUCUCUAUACACACUCCUGUGAAUAUAAAAAUGACACUACAUACAAGGGAGAUGACUCGCACAGGUGUGUGUGUGUGUUUCAUAUUUCUGUCGCACAUGAUGGACAGUGUUUGUCUCAUCUAUUAUCGUUUUUGAGUGUUUUGUUACUUGGGAAUUUUUAUUUGUGUACAGUUUAGUUCGUGUGUGUGUGUGUGUGUGUGUGUGUGUGUGUGUUAUUAAGAACAAAACCAGUGGAAAGUUCUCAUGUUUGACUGGGAGCACAAAACGAACAGCUGGAAACACUCCUCCUCCCUCCCUCCCUCCCUCCCUCCCUCCCUCUCUCCCUCCCUCUCUCUCUCUCUGUGUGUGUGUGUGUGUGUGUGUGUGUGUGUGUGUGUGUGUGUGUGUGUGUGUGUGUGUGGAAUGAGAUUCACUAAAUGCCCUGACUUUGCCCUGUGACAUCAUAACUCCCACAGACUUUCUGGAAUGAUGUUACACUUCGGAUGACUCUACAUCACAAUUUCGGAUCUCUGAGGACAAUUUAUGGCUUGAACAGAGACACACACACACCCCUACACCCCUGAAGACUUCUCUUUGUACAUGUUACACACGUCUGCCUUUUGUCGUGUGUUUUUACGACACUCCAGUGACACUCUCCCUCUCCAGCGUCGUUUAAAAAAAAAAAAAAAUCCAGUUAGUCCAAGCUCUAGCGUGGGAAUGAAUUAAUUCUGUUUUCUUAUUUUUAUUUUUAAAUCAACUUUACUUUUUCCUUUUAAAAUCUCUGAUGGAAUGAUUUGGGGUGUGUUAGAGAGAACAUGGUUUAUGACGAUAAGGAUCUGUAAGGUUUGGACGACUCGUAAAUCCACAUUGCUUCAUGUUUAUCUAAAUAAUCACCAGGUGUUGUUCCACUUUAUCCUUCCGGAAGGUUUCAGGAGACGACUGCGAGCUCUCAGUCGCCGUCACCGUGAUGCGUCUGUCUUUGUUUUGUCGUUUUCUAUAGAACCAUGGUUCUCAAAGCGAGGUCCGGGGAACCUCAGGGGUCUGAGAUUGUUUUCUUCUUCUGUUUUUUUUGUUUGUUUAUUUUUUUAAGCUAAAAAUGUAUUCUAUUUAUAAGUUCCUCCUGUUGUUAUUAGUCUUCUCACUUGAAAGGAAUUUAAUUUUAUUUGAGUUGAAUCCACUCCUCACCAACAACACUUCCGAUGUCCGAUUCAGUCUCAUGAACAUUUCUAAAUGAAUAAAUAUGUUCUGUCAGGAAGGUUCAGGAACGAAAAGCUCUGUGGCUUCAAUAAACAGCCAAAAAACCAAACAAACAUGAUGGUACACAUUUAAAUAAUGAGCCUGAUUUAAUUAAUAAAAAAUAAAUCUUUA